Molecule: messenger RNA, 1140 nt
Organism: Achroia grisella
Lineage: Eukaryota; Metazoa; Arthropoda; Insecta; Lepidoptera; Pyralidae
Gene: Ptp-h
Product: RNA/RNP complex-1-interacting phosphatase homolog
Exons: 8
Coding region: 108-881 (257 amino acids)
Biological process (GO): dephosphorylation
Molecular function (GO): protein tyrosine/serine/threonine phosphatase activity; polynucleotide 5'-phosphatase activity
Source: RefSeq, a predicted model, not a curated record
UGUGCAACUGCACAGACUCAACUAUUUACUUGACUUAUAUUUUAUUCAAGUAUCAUUAAUUUUCGUAUUACGUAUAAACAAUAAUAACAGUACAAAUAAAUCUGAACAUGCCUCCAGCUAUACCCGACAGAUGGACAGCUUAUAAACCAUGUGGAAAAAUAAUUGAUGGAACCAGAAUCAUAUGCUUUAAAGUGCCUCUCAGGAGGAAUGUUCAGCAAGGCAACAAUGAAAUUAAUUACAUAUGGGAUAUACCGACUUUACUACGGGACGUACCUAAGUUGGGAGCUGUUAUAGAUCUAACAAAUACAGCCAGAUACUACAAUCCAAGGGAUCUACAAGAGGCUGGAGUUCUACACAAGAAAAUUUUAAUGCCGGGCCGCGUUAUACCUCCUGAGAACAAAGUGAUAGAAUUUAUGGAUACCGUUGACGAGUUCCUGGGAAAAGACUGCGAUUUAAUCAUCGGCGUUCACUGCACUCACGGUCUGAAUCGAACUGGCUAUAUGGUAUGUCGUUAUAUGCGCGACCGCCUUGGGAUUCUGGCGAAAGACGCCAUCAAAAAAUUUGAAAAAGGACGUGGUUAUCAAAUAGAGAGAGAGAACUAUUUAGCUGAUUUAUUAGGACAGAAGCUCCCUCCACCUGAUCUAGGACAAUCUACGGAAGUGAAACCUAUAGGUAUGAAUUAUAACAUGUAUAGGUCACCUUUCGGUGAAUAUGAACGAAAUGACUAUCAAAGCAAUGAGUGGUACGUAAGGAGAGAAGGAAAGUUCCGUACUAGAAAAAGAAUCUCGCGGUGGGACGCGUACGAAGAUAGUCGCAGGAAAAGACAAAGGAAUGAUAGUUCUAGUUCAAAUAGAUCGUACGAUUAUAAGUACGAUUACUGAUAUUUCCGUCGACUAUUAAUUUCUAGUUGUAAGGUUUCCUGUCCGAUGUUACUGUUUAUAAAAUUAUCUAGUGGUAAGAAUGUAAUUAGUGUAAUUGUUUGUUAGUGUAAUACUUUGUGUCUGAGAAUCUAUAACUGUGCACAAUAAAAAAAAUUGACUGAACUGAGUUGAUGCCUUAGCGAAGGCCGUAGACUAAAUUAAAAAAAAAAAGAUUUUGAUUGUUAACGAUAAACUUAGUAUUAAAUCAGAAACAUCUAUU